Molecule: messenger RNA, 1368 nt
Organism: Caenorhabditis briggsae
Lineage: Eukaryota; Metazoa; Nematoda; Chromadorea; Rhabditida; Rhabditidae
Gene: Cbr-tag-347
Product: Protein CBR-TAG-347
Exons: 6
Coding region: 1-1368 (455 amino acids)
Biological process (GO): positive regulation of transcription by RNA polymerase II
Molecular function (GO): DNA-binding transcription activator activity, RNA polymerase II-specific; RNA polymerase II cis-regulatory region sequence-specific DNA binding
Source: RefSeq, a predicted model, not a curated record
AUGUGCGAUGAAGACGUGAUAUCGAUGAGCCCACCUCCAUCCCUGUCACCUCAGCAGCUCAAUAAUUCGUGCUAUGGAUUGAGAAAUAGAGAGCAGUAUCAUACCGAGCAGCACCCGCCGCCACUGAUUCACCCUCAUCUAGGUGUUGAGCAUGGACCUGUUCGUGAGGAUGACAAAAACCUCGUUUAUCAAAUUAUGUACUCGAAUUCGCAACAUUCGGAUGCGAGCUUCCACCGACCAGUCACUCCGCUUCAAAUCACAAUCCCUGAAGGAGAUGCAUCACCAACAGUUCCUGUUUCUUGCGGAAACGUCAAUGGAAAAAUGCACUUGAAUAUGUUCAUGUGUCCAGGGAUCCACCAGCCGUGUAUUGAAGUCGGAAAUGACCUCCUGUCUCCUAAACAGUUUACUGUUCGUGGAGAUAAAGAACGCCAAAAAGAUUGGAAAGCGAGCAUUCGCAUUGGAAGAUCUUCUUUAAGAACUCACAUGGAAGCAUUAACCAUCGAUUUUUAUGAUCAUCCGAACAGAUGCAGCGGAAAGUGUCAAAGUCGAAACUACGUGAAUGCUCCAUCAGAUGAAGCUGCGCAAGCUCGUAAAAUUAAGCGUGCGACGGACCCUACGAUUCUCAAAACCGAAAUCGAAAACGAGAUUGCUGGGAAGGAGAGCGAAAAUAAUGAUAAGAAGCAAAAUGUGAAGAAAGCUCGUGGGCGUCCGCGUGGAAGUGUGAACAAACCUAGACAGUUCGUCAAAGUAGAGCCGCAAGAUGAUAGCUUCUUUGAAGAGUUCUUCACUGAUGCACCGCCUUCACCACCGGAAUCCGAGCCUCCUGUCCAUCAUCAUGAGCAACCACAAGCACCAUCAAUUAGAGUUCAGAGCGAGUGCUCACCAUACGGAGAUAUCCUCAACUGUCUUCAGAAUGACCCAAUGAAUUUCUGGUCUCAAAUGCAAGGAUCUGGAGUCAUCAGUCAUUUCUGCGAUGAUAUCAUUCUCAGUGCCAUCAACCUGAAACAAAGUGCUAUCGAUCAAGUUGUCAACCAGAAUACAGCUAACAUGUUGACUCGUACAGUUUUUGCUCUUGGAAUUUCACCCGUCAUUGUUCAUCGCGUACAAGCAAUUGAGAGAAACGUGCAUCAACAACGGAAACAUGAAGAAAUGUACAUGGACAUUCAAGCCAAAGUCGCAGAAGAGCAGCGUCUCAAACAACAAAAUGAGCAGAGCGCUUCAACUGGAAGUCACGACAAUCUACAAACUGCUCUCGAGAUUCCAAACGAAGACGAGGAAGAGUUUAUCGACGUUGGAAAGUACGAACCGUACAAUGAAGCUGGCGAUUCAUCAUACCAUAUGGUUCCAGGUCCAAGUCAUAUCCUGUAA